This is a messenger RNA of Danaus chrysippus (African queen), 2343 nucleotides long. NCBI's taxonomy places the organism in Eukaryota, Metazoa, Arthropoda, Insecta, Lepidoptera, Nymphalidae. The record is from the annotation of a GenBank genome assembly.
AUGAAGCCGAAGGAAAACCCCAAUGAAUUACCUGUUAAUUUAUCUAAAAAUCAGAUGUCGAGAAUGAAGUCAAAACAGUUGAAUUCUAAGAGAACUGACGACUUUACUCCCCCCGAUGGAGGCUGGGGAUGGAUGAUAGUUGUAGCAGCUGGGUUUUCUAAUAUAUUUAUUUGCGUUAACACUUUUCAGCUAGCAGCGCUGCCGACCUUACAGCAGUUCGGUCUGCUCUUUCGAGACAAGUUCGCAAGGUUGGCCAUCACUAGUUCGGAGACUACAACAAUCAUCAACAUGCACUCCGCCCUCAACUCAUGCGUCGGUUUAGCGAAUGGACCGGUCUUCAAAACUUUUAGUUACCGUCAAGUUUCUUUGACGGGGGCCAUCGUUGUCUUUAUAUCGUUGCUUUGUACUACAUUCUCUUACAAUUUCGUCACGUAUUUAAUAUCCAUAUCGAUUCUGUAUGGAGCUGGUUAUGGAAUCAGUAGUUCCGCUAAUGCUCUAGCCUUAAAUACUUACUGGAAGGAAAGACGCCGGCUAGCAACUGGUCUUUCAUGGACCGCUACUGGCCUGGGUCCUAUAUUAUGGCCUCAUAUCAUUACAGCAUUAUUUGCAAUGUUCGGUGAGACAGGAACAAUGUUGCUUCUAUGUGGAUUUUCAUUACACUCUAUCGCGUGUGCGCUUCUCCUUCAACCAGUAGAAUGGCAUACAAAACCAAGAGAUGCAAAAGAUAAAGAUGCUGAAAUGUUAUUAAAAACAGAACACAAAUCAAAUACGAUUGAUGAAAACAAGAAAGACGAGAGUGGUUAUUUCAGCCAGGUAUCUAAAAUUAAGAAUUUAAGCCUAUUUUCUAGCCAAUAUCUUUAUAAUGAAGAUGAUCCCGUAACUCCAGGUUACGAAAUAACAGACCCUGGUGUGCCUAUGAUGUUACGAGCAAAUGACGGUUAUUACAGUCAAUCUAGACAGUCAAAAAGUAAGAUUUCGUCUAGAGAUGGAUCAGCAAAAAAUUCCACAUUAAAUUCAAAAAAGACAUCCAUGUCAAAUUUAGUAGAAGAUCGAUCUAGGAAAUCUUCAACUUUGUAUUUAAACGAGUCAAAAAAAAACUCUUCGGCAAAUUUAGGAGCUUUAGCACAGGAGAGAGACACUAAACAAAGUAAUAAGCCCAAACGAAAGACUUCAAUAACUAUUAAUACUCAGAUUCUUGAGUCGGAGGUAGAAGACUGCCCGACACUCAAAGCUCCCCAAGAUUUAAAGCCCGAUGAAAAAGUUGUGGUCGAAAACAUAGACCCAGAAAAAGCUAAGUUCAUUGCUGAUAGAGCUGAAAAGCACUUCGUGGGUACUAGAAGCAUUAAAUCUUUUAAAAUGGACGGACAGUAUGGAGAACAGUAUAAUAAAGACAAUCACAGUAAUAUAUCAUUUAGAAAUCCAGAAGAGUAUGAGGAACGCAAAUAUUUAAAAGACAACCACAGUAAUCAGUCAUAUCGCACUCGUAGUAGGCGGAAAUCGAAUAACUUUAAUUACGAGAGUGAGGUUCUGAAACAAGCUUCUCUAAAAUUAGAAGAAUAUUUAAAAGAAAAUGAAGAUACAAAGCCAGCAGAUAAAUUCAAAAUUCUUGUGACUGCUCCAGUAGUUACUGAUACUUUUGAUGAUAAGAAAGACGAUAAAAACAAAAAUAAAGAAGAGGAAGAAGAAGAAGAGGAAGUACCACUUUCCUUUUGUGAAAAAGUAGCACUGUUUUUUGAUUUAGAUCUCCUCAAAGAUUUUACUUUCAUAAAUCUAAUGUUGGGUGUGACCUUGGCAAGUUUUAAUGAACUUAACUUUUCAAUCUUAACUCCGUUUAUUUUGGGUGAUUUUGGAUUGAGCAAACCUCAAGUUGCAUUUUUCAUGUCAUUGUUAGCGGGUGUUGACAUAACUGUCAGGUUUUGUGUGCCAUUCGUCGCCGGGAAGAUUGGAUGGGAUAAUAAUACAUUCUUCCUCGUUGGGGUACUUUCUAUGGCUAUGGGGAGAGUUGUAUUGGCAUAUUGGCAGGAUUAUAGAGUAAUCAUCCUGGUGGCUUUCAUCAUUGGCUUUGGCAAAGGUCUUCGGACGGUAUUCAUGGCGCUAGUCAUUCCUACUCAUGUUCCUUUACAUAAACUACCAGGGGCUUCUGGUCUACAACUGAUGACAGCUGGAAUAGUGUACCUCUCGUUAGGACCAGUAGUUGGUUGGAUCAAAGACAAUGCAUCUACAGCGGUGACACUUCACUGCUUAAACAUAUUUACGUAUUUAACGGCGAUUUCCUGGGGUCUAGAAAAAUACUUCAUAUCAAAAAGAUUGAAAAACGAAGCUGAACUCACGAAAGUUGAAUAA